Messenger RNA from Brassica napus (rape), 1596 nucleotides. RefSeq names its product mediator of RNA polymerase II transcription subunit 4-like. Gene Ontology annotation, cellular component: mediator complex; core mediator complex. The record is from RefSeq and is a predicted model, not a curated record. The transcript has a single exon. Gene Ontology annotation, biological process: regulation of transcription by RNA polymerase II. NCBI's taxonomy places the organism in Eukaryota, Viridiplantae, Streptophyta, Magnoliopsida, Brassicales, Brassicaceae. Gene Ontology annotation, molecular function: transcription coregulator activity. The coding region runs from base 106 to 1371 and encodes 421 amino acids.
UUUGGGUGUUUUCGCAACUGAUCACAACCGUCGAUCUUAUAUACUAAAGGAAGUUCUUCGAUGUACUCUCCCUAGAUUGUUCUCUAACUUUCGCCGGCGGCGAGGAUGCUACAGCAUCAGAUCGGUCAAUCUCCGGCGAGACUAGGGCUGACAGGCCCUGGCUCUCCUUCCGUGCAAAAUCUAACGCCUUCUCGUCAUGGCCAUCCAACCUCCUCCUCAUCCUCCCAAUCUCACCACCAACAACAACAGAUCCAACAACCACCUCCUAACCUACCACCUUCCUCCUCCGUAGCCGCAGCCUCAUCCUCUUCCUCGGCGCCUGUUUCCUCCUCCGCUUUGCUAUCACUCCUUCCGCCGCUCCCCCGAGCGCAGGCUCUUCUCCAGCAGAUGGCGGUUUUAUCAUCCAAACUCUUCGACGUCUCUCCCAAUCGCGCGCUCUGGCUCUCCGCCUUUCGCGGCUCCCUCCCUUCGUUCCUCACCUCGUCGCACUCGCUCCCGCCGCCUCCGCCGCUUGAAAUCCCUAAUCCUUCGUCAACCAAGGAGAUCCUCUCUCAGUUCAAUUCCCUCCAGACGCAGCUCUUCGAAGCCGUCACGGAGCUUCAGGAGAUCCUCGAUCUCCAGGACGCGAAGCAGAAGCUCGCGCGUGAGAUCAAAUCAAAAGAUUCGUCUCUCCUCGCCUUCGCCAACAAGCUCAAGGAAGCUGAACGUGUUCUCGAUAUGCUCGUCGACGAUUACUCCGAUUACCGCAAGCCAAAACGAACCAAAACUGAAGACGAAGAGAAUGACAAUGAGUCUUCCACAACAGUUUCUUCUCAGCUCAAGCUUAAGGACAUCUUAGCCUACGCUCACAAGAUUAGCUACACAACAUUCGCUCCUCCUGAGUUCGGCGCAGGGCAAGCGCCUCUCCGUGGCGCAUUGCCACCAGCUCCACAAGACGAGCAAAUGAGAGCUUCUCAGCUCUACGCCUUCGCUGAUCUCGACAUCGGUCUACCGAAAACCGUGGAGAACAUUGAGAAGAAGGUAGAAGCUCUCAUGGAGCCGCCACCACCUCCUCCAGAUCUGUCUGCGAUUCAGGGCCUGCUUCCACCGAACAUCGCAGUUCCCUCGGGAUGGAAACCGGGAAUGCCGGUGGAACUGCCGAAAGAUUGGCGUUUGCCGGCUCCGCCUCCUGGAUGGAAACCAGGAGACCCUGUCGUGUUACCGCCUGAGUUGGUUCCCGCGCCUAGAGCACAGGAGCAGCAACAAGUGCGGCCUCCUCAGGGACUUCACAGGCCGCCUGAUGUCAUACAUGUCCGAGAAGUUCAGCUUGACAUUAUGGAGGAUGAUAGCAGUGAAUACAGCAGCGAGGAGAGUUCAGACGACGAGGAAUAAUCAAACACUAUGAUUCUCGAUAUAAAGGUAAUGGUUAUCCUAUGUUACUGAUAGUUCUUUGAUUAAAGUUUGCGCGACUAAUGUAAAAUGUUCUACUUGCUAAGUCUCUAGAGGCUUUUCGCACCAAAACAUGGAUUCCAAUUCUGUUUACAAAAGAGUUGUUGCAUCUUGUUCUAGAGUCAGCCAAGUCUUUGGCGUGUUUCUAAUAGAUCUUGUUUCAAAAUA